UGAUCAAUUAAAUGUCAUUUUGACACAUUAUGAUUUGUGUUUGGUUGGUGUGCGCUUUUAUUAAAAUUUAAAGAAAUUAAGCUUAUAAUAAGAUUAACCAACAUAAAUUGGACAAAUUAUAUAACGGCACAACAUGCUUAACAUCCAGAAUUACGGUAGCAGUUCAGAGGACGAAGGGGACAAUGACUCAGAGAUAGUUAAACAGCACAGCAAUGAAAGUAUGUUGACGCAUUUAAAACCUGUUGAUCCUAGUUUAUCCGUAGCUAAAACGAUGCAGGUUUGUGCUGCACCUGUGGUGAUGCCCACUAAUAAUGACGAUACAAGAGUGCUAGUACCUGCCAAUCAGGAGUUAAUGCACAACCCGAAGUAUGAGGAACUCUAUGCACCCACAUUUGGUCCAGAGAAUCCUUUUCAGACCCAACAGAUGAAGGCAAAUCGCAACAUGUUGUCAGGCUUUGUGGAAAAGGCACAUAUCAGUGACUUUCAGUUUGAGAACCAGCGGAGAACAUUCACAAGUUACGGUUAUGCUGUGGAUCCUUCUACUGACGGCGAUGCUGGUCCAGCAGAUGGCAUUGUUGUGUCAGCAAUGGUAGCACCACCACCUGAGUCCGAAGGCAAGUCAGUGUUUGAGACAAUAAAGAAAAGGCCACUUGAUAAGAAGAAACGGAACAAGAACGAUAACCCUGAGGAUGUCACUGGCUUCCUGGGACCUUGGGGAGGAUAUGUUGGAGAAAAAAGGGUAAUGAAACCAGAAGGGGACGAAGCGAAAGAAUUAGAAGAAAUAUUAGCUAAAAGACAGAAGAAAGGCAAAGUGGAAGAUGACAAGCCUUUGGAGGAGAAAUCUAUAUUCCAUUUGGACAAGGCGUGCGACUACCAGGGCCGCUCGUGGGUGGAGGCGCCGCGCAGUGAAACUCAGCUGCGGAGCGACACUCCACCAGACAAGUGCUUCCUACCUAAGGCACACAUCCACACGUGGAAGGGGCACACGAAAGGCAUCGCGGCGGUGCGGUGGUUCCCCGCUACGGCGCAUCUUAUGCUCUCGGCUGGCAUGGACUGUAGGGUCAAGAUCUGGGAAGUUUACGGCGACAGGCGUUGUAUUCGCACAUACUUCGGGCACCGGCAGGCUGUUAGAGAUGUUAACUUCAAUAAUGCAGGCAAUCAGUUCCUUUCAGCUGCGUACGACCGCUACAUCAAGCUGUGGGACACGGAGACUGGUGAAUGCGUGUCGCGGUUCACGUCACGUAAAGUCCCGUAUUGCGUCAAGUUUAACCCCGACGCGGACAAACAACAUCUCUUUGUAGCCGGCACAUCAGACAAAAAGAUCAUUUGUUGGGACAGCAGAAGCGGCGAAAUAGUGCAAGAAUACGACAGACAUUUAGGCGCCGUCAACACAAUCACCUUCGUCGACGAAAACAGAAGAUUUGUCACCACCUCCGACGACAAGAGUUUGAGAGUAUGGGAAUGGGACAUCCCGGUAGACAUGAAGUACAUCGCGGAGCCGUCGAUGCACUCGCUGCCGGCCGUCACCGCCGCGCCCAACGGCAAGUGGCUCGCCUGCCAGAGCAUGGACAACAAGGUGGUGGUGUUCAGUGCUCUAAACCGCUUCAAGGCGAACCGCAAGAAGGUGUUUACAGGACACAUGGUAGCGGGCUACGCCUGCUCCGUCGACUUCUCGCCAGAUAUGAGGUUAGUUGACACCGUUUAUUAUUGUGAAUUGUUCUUUUAUAUAGCAGACUUGGCUAUUGAGAAUCACGAUUUUGCCAAUGUAAAUCACUUAAGAUACAACCACACCAACGCGUGCUGA
Molecule: messenger RNA, 1804 nt
Organism: Ostrinia furnacalis (Asian corn borer)
Lineage: Eukaryota; Metazoa; Arthropoda; Insecta; Lepidoptera; Crambidae
Product: pre-mRNA-processing factor 17
Exons: 11
Coding region: 134-1804 (556 amino acids)
Biological process (GO): mRNA splicing, via spliceosome
Cellular component (GO): catalytic step 2 spliceosome
Molecular function (GO): mRNA binding; protein binding
Source: RefSeq, a predicted model, not a curated record